Molecule: messenger RNA, 5169 nt
Organism: Acipenser ruthenus (sterlet)
Lineage: Eukaryota; Metazoa; Chordata; Actinopteri; Acipenseriformes; Acipenseridae
Gene: cdr2l
Product: cerebellar degeneration-related protein 2-like
Exons: 5
Coding region: 805-2190 (461 amino acids)
Source: RefSeq, a predicted model, not a curated record
GUGUUCUGAAGAAACCAAAUCUAGAGGUCCCUACUGAGCUGCAGAAGCCGCAUUCCCUCUUCCCGGGUCUGCUCGUGGACUCCUCUGCGUUUCUGUUUUGGCACAGUGAGGCGACACAACAUCUGCAUUUAUGAGUCAACGCUGUGAGUGACUGCAUGUGUGCGUGUGGGGGAGAGUGGCGAGGAGGGGGAGCUGCAACUGUCUGCCACGUCUGUAUCAGAAGGAGAUAGAGAAGAUACAAAGCAGGGAGUACAGGGAAGGAGGAGAGACGUCGUAGCAGGGCACCAGCUACAAUAACACAUCUGGGCGAGCAGCUUACAUCAUUGGCACAUUUGCAUAAUUGUCUUUGCUUGUGAGGCGAAGCAUUAAUUGUCCGCAUUGCUUCAGGGCGACCACAGUGGCCGGUUGCUGGGCUGUGUAGAUUUAGUUCUGACAACAUGCAGCUGGACAUACAUCAUUGAGGGGAUUUGAAACGGGUAAAUAAAUUAUACUCACACACAGUUAAUGCUUACUGCACAGUGUGCGAGGAUACAGCUUCUGACCCGCGGCUGCUGUAGCUACUUCUCUCCGGCAUCUCUGACCAAAAUUGCACGGUGUUUACCUGUUACUAUACUGCACCGCGUCCUUUGUUCUAGACAGCUCGCUGUGGAUUUGGAGUAAGACCAGACUUUGAUAUUCUGACGGCUCUGUUGUUACCUGUAAAUCCGGAUACAUCAUUUAGUUGUUGUUUACCUGGAUUCCGCACCCGUCUCCACGACGGGAAGCUAAGUAUCCGGCCGGUGUUUGCAGGGCUCGGGCGUCCUGAUGCUGAGCGCAGGGAGGAUGGAGGAGUUUGAGACCGAGGAAGAGGAGCCGUGGUAUGAUCAACAAGACCUGGAACAAGACCUGCACCUGGCCGCGGAGCUUGGGAAGACCCUGCUGGAGCGCAACAAGGAGCUGGAGGAUUCGCUGCAGCAGAUGUACCUGACCAAUGAGGAGCAAGUGCAGGAGAUAGAGUACCUGUCCAAGCAGCUAGAGAUGCUGCGAGCGAUGAACGAGCAGCACGCCAAGGUGUACGAGCAGCUGGACGUGAGCGCGCGUGGCCUGGAGCGCACCAAUCACAGGCUCGUCCUGGAGAGCAAGGCGGCCCAGCAGAAAAGUGACCGGAUGACAGAGACCAUUGAGACCCUGCAGGGCCAGGUGGAGGCGCUGCAGGCGCAGGUGGAAGAGCUACGCAGCCUGGAGCAGCUGCGUGUCAGGAGAGAGAAGAGGGAGAGGCGCAAGACCAUCCACUCCUUCCCCUGCCUCAAGGAGCUGUGCUCAGCACCCAGGUAUGAGGAUGGCUUUGUGAUCCGGAGCUCGCAGUCGGAGCUGGAGCCCAAGCCGCUGGAGCAUGAGAACGAGCGCCUGCGGGAGAUGGUGAGCUCGCUGCGCUCUCAGAUCCAGCAGGAGCGGCAGCGCAAGGAGGGGGCGGAGCGGGAGUGCGCCGCCGUGCUGCACGAGUACUCCGAGCUGGAGCACCGGCUGCACCAGGCCGAAGGCUGCCACCUGCGCAUCCACGAGCUGGAGGUUGAGCUGCUGGAGCUGCAGCAGAUGAAGCAGAUCAAGAAGUACCUGCUGAUCGGAGAGGACAGCCUGGCCGAGGCCCUACUGGAGCCCCUCAACAACACCCCGGAGACGGACGAAGCGGGCGGAAGCGGGGGCUGCAGCCAGGCUCUGUCCCCCACCAGCCCCCCGGCCGCCAGCCCGGUGCGGAAGAGCUGCAGCGACACGGCGCUCAACACAAUCGUCACCAAGGACGCCGCCAGCCGGCACCAGGGCAACUACACCCUGCACGCCAACAACGUGCGCAAGCGGGGCAUGUCCAUCCUGCGCGAGGUGGACGAGCAGUACCACGCCCUGCUGGAGAAGUACGAGGAGCUCCUGGGCAAGUGCCGGCGCCACGAGGAGAGCCUGCGCCACAUGGGCGUCCAGACCUCACGUCCCGUCUCCCGAGACGCCUCCCUGCGGGACUGCCAGCUGCCAGAGCUCUCCCAAGAGGCAGAGGAGCGCAAGGCCGUGGAGAACAUCAGCAAGCACGUGGAGGCCGUGGACAAGAGGCUGGGCCAGACCACCCCUGAGUACAAGGCCCUCUUCAAGGAGAUCUUCUCACGCAUCCAGAAGACCAAGACAGACAUGAAAUCCAGUAAAACCAGCAAGAGCAGCAAAUGAACAGAACCCCACAGCUCCCCUUCCUCUUUCAUCAUAUUACUGGACUAGCUGCCUGGCUUAAUUAACCACUGGUAAAGAGCAGGGAAUCUGCAGCCAGGGUUCUCAGUAUUAAUGCAGUAGCAUUAGGUCUGCUUUUCGAGGGAUCACCCCUCUUACACACGCUGCAAAGAAAUGUAUUUCACCUUUACAACCAUAAAAACCCUUGAAGCUGUAACAUGGGAACAAACAGGUAAUCCACUUACUAAAACACACACAGAGCUUGUGCUACCUUACAAAGACAAGGCACUUUACACAUAUAUCUAUUAUACAGAUGGAAUUCCUGCAUUCCACAGUGUUGCAAACUAUAUUUCAUAGUAAAAGAAAAAAAGGCUUGAUUUAGCCUUACUUUCAGUUUUUUUUGUUUUUUUUUGUGAAUUUAGGCAUUGCCUUAUAACACUGUCCUUUAUGGAGAUCAAUUGAGCCUUGGCUUAUUAAUAUGAUAUUAUAAUAAUUAGCCCUGUGUUCUGGAACUGAAUUAAGGUUUUUAAGACAUUAAAAGAAUGGUGUCGUUUUUGAGCUGUGAGGGUGUUACAUAAAAGUGUUGAAGGUGCAUAUUACAUUCAUUUUAAGUAAAUGUGUUUUGUCCUAAUAUGAAGGGGCAUGUUCCUUAAUGAAAGCAAUUUUUUUCAUAGUCUUUGUCCAUUUUCAAUAUGCAGAAAGUAUUGUUAUGCAGUGUUCUUAUGUUUUUCAUGAUAAAAUGUUUUCAACCUUCUAUAGAACCUGGGACUGAAUUAACAUAGAAAUAAAUACCUGUUAGAUUAACUGAGAACAUUCUAACUUCCUGGCCAUUCCACAAUAUUACAAUACAAGUUCUUUGUUAAAUUAAUGUUAAAGUUUACUGUAAAGACCCAAGGCUUUAAAAACGUCACCUGAAAGCAGGUGUGGGCAGACCCGGUCCUGUUCUUUUCACUUGGACUCCCGUGAAACGCGUUUAUCUUGUCACCUUGUCCUGAUUUGUUGGCUGCUCUUGGUCUCCUCUCCUCAUUUCCUUCCUGUGUUACAGGUAAUAGGACCCCACCUCUACCACCAUGUAAGACAGGAAGUGAAUUUGUGCUGUCGUGGCUGGAAAAACAAUUGUGAGAAGCUUGCUUUGCCAAUUACAGGGGAACAUUUUUUAAAUAUUUUACUUUAUCAUUUGCUACCGAAAAAUAACUAAGCCAAUUGAUUGCUACUCAGGUAAUAAGGCUGUCAUACACGAUACAGUUACAACAUAAUAUAAUGUAGAACACUGCAACAGCAUACUACAGCGUCCUACACUGUGGAAUGUAUAUUAAUUGGACACGUGAAUUUGUCUGUUUCUUUAAAAAUAAGCAUCAGCCUUUUCGGACAGCAGGAAGUUAUCAACAAAAGCCUGUACGUUUAAAUUCAGAAUUGUGUUUAUAGAGCUACUUGGUACAGGUAAGAAAUAUCUGUUAUCUUAACCAAUGAGAUAUUCUCCUGUAGAUUCAUCAUUUUCUGUUUCGGCCAUCACAUCCUGGUCAAAGUACAACAAGUGUAACUCAUAACCUGUCCUCCCUGCAACACUCAGUAUUUCUUACAUUCACUAGGGGCAGAUUGUUCCAGGGGACAGGUUAAUGGUUACACUCUGGUGUACCAGCUGUACAGGGAGAAAGUCACCAGGAUGUAAUGACUGACCCUUGGCUCAGAUAUGUGGUUCUUGUAAAAAUAAAAAUAAACACUUUCUGUUAAUCUAUACCAGUUUAUUUACAAAAUCACUUGGUAGACUAAAUGGCGAUGGUAGAAAAGCAUAUUGUUCCCAGACACUGAAAUCUGGCAGGUUGAGUCACUGCUUGAGGAUUGUCUCUCUCCUUCACUGACACAUGUUUUCCACUCUUGCUGUUCCUCUUAAUCUCCUAAUAAUAGCAUAGGAUCUGAAUCUUUGUAUGAAAUCUUACUGGAUUGCAAUGCAAUCUGUCUCUAGGAGGCUAGGCGUGUAUGAUGAAGUUUGGUGAAGGUCGAUGCACAAUGCACAGACAGACACGAUCAGUGCUGUCAGGGUGUGUAUAGCAGAAUCUUAAUCAGGGUUUGUAUAGCAGAAACACUUAACACAACAACUUGUGUAUUCUCAUAUUGCUGCAGCUUUAGCAGGAUUUUAGAGUGGUCUGGGGGUAAAUAAAAUGAAAAAUAUGUUUUAAAUAUAUGUAGCGACCCACAGAAGCAUUCUCUUGAGACCUAAACAAAGAGACUGUCUUCUCCAUUUACUACCAAUGGAAAGCCAACAGCUUGCUUGUCUUCAUUUAGCCCCAGAUGUGAAAAUUGUCUCAAAUGUACUGUGGAUGAUGCCGCCCUUGGACUUCCUCAGUUCUAAAACAAAAAUAAAUGUUUUAGGUUUCUUGCCUUAGAGCAUUUUUUUUUUUUUUACUACAAACAUGAUGUUAACAGUAACUGAUGUCAUUAGGCUAGCAGGCUUCGAAAGCUACACCCCAAGAGGUAUGCUGCAAUUAUCCUACCACAGUAAGCCUUGUUCUCAGAGGGACUGCUCGGAUUUUCUCAGGGUGAUUCCAGUUUUCACUAAUGUAAUUAACUUAUAACUAAUGUCUAAGAGCUCUGGUAAAUGUGCUCUGAAGUGAACUGUGCCAAACAGGAGGGUAGAGAGAAGGAGCUCCUCUUCACAAAUGGAGAGUAUUUAACCCUGUAUUGACAAGCGUUCUUUUCAGGCAACACACAAUAUAUUUCCCCUUAUGGGACAUGAUGCUGUAAAAUAAAAACAAAACACAAAACAGUGUUGCCUGUAAUAUUUAGCCAUGCAGGUGAAGGGUUGCCAAAUUGUAUUCUUGUGUUUAGAUUAUUGAUUAUUGAUUUGCUCUUUUAGUAUUUGACACUAACAAGCCAUUAACUUCAUUUAAAAGUGUAUUUAAUUCUUAAUGUAUAUUAAGCUUUUUUUUGUCUCUUUACAUUUUCUGUUCUAAUUCUGUCACAAUAAAAUAAUUAUUAAAGUAA